AUGGGAUUCACCGAGCAACCGCCGCUGAGUUCUCUCGGCUCCGGCGGUGGUUUCGUUCCCGGCGCACCGCCUCCGACCGCGCCGCUAACGUGGAUCAGUGAGAAACGCGCGCAAUCGCCGUCGAGGACGCCCGAGCACGCCCAACCCGCUCUCGCUCCUACGGCUUUCGUGCCUUCAAGCGCUGGUUCUCCGUCGACGCCGAUGAUUCGCGUCCCACAACCGGCAAACGUGACGAUGUUCAACCCGGGAACGAUCGCGCACGAGGUCGCGCCCGUCGCUCUCGGGCCCAGCGUCAGCCACACAAGCGCUUCGAGCGCGCCGCUCGCGUACGCGGCUCCUCCGAGCGUGCACGUCGCUCCGGCGAGCGCCCCGGCUUCGUCGCCGAGCGCGUCGACAGUGACGACGCUGAGAGGAAGGGAGCGGUAUUGCAGCGGUGGCGCGUGGGUCGGGCCGGCCGCGGCUUGGCCGAAACCUCCGCCGACGGCGACGCUGGAGAACGCCGACGUUUCCCGUGUAAGGCAGAAUCAUCUGGGGAUCGUUCGCGUCCUUCGUGAGAAGUAUCACGAAGCGAUGCAAGGCGCGCCACCGGCGCGUCUGAAGGAAUUGGAGGGUAUUUCAAAUAAACUCGGUGGGCUAUUCGUAUUCUUGAACAACACUGGAGCGUCUGUGGACCUGGCGGACGAGAACGCCGUCACCGACCCCGUUGCCGAGGCUCUGGUGACGCUUUCGGAGAGCCUCGCGUCGAACAACACUCCGAUGGUCAACUCGGUGUUGCUUCAUCUCUCGCAAAGACACUGGGAAGAAGUUUCUUAUUGGUUCCCAGCGCUUAAGCGUCUCGCGCGUUUCGCUGCUGAGCGCUGA
This is a messenger RNA of Ostreococcus tauri, 861 nucleotides long. RefSeq names its product unnamed product. Gene Ontology annotation, cellular component: endoplasmic reticulum exit site; COPII vesicle coat. The record is from RefSeq and is a predicted model, not a curated record. Bases 1 to 861 code for a protein of 286 amino acids. Gene Ontology annotation, biological process: endoplasmic reticulum to Golgi vesicle-mediated transport; COPII-coated vesicle cargo loading; intracellular protein transport. Gene Ontology annotation, molecular function: structural molecule activity. The transcript has a single exon. NCBI's taxonomy places the organism in Eukaryota, Viridiplantae, Chlorophyta, Mamiellophyceae, Mamiellales, Bathycoccaceae.